Lampris incognitus (smalleye Pacific opah) is the source of this 11747-nucleotide messenger RNA. RefSeq names its product microtubule associated serine/threonine kinase 2 (gene mast2). Gene Ontology annotation, biological process: peptidyl-serine phosphorylation; intracellular signal transduction. Gene Ontology annotation, cellular component: microtubule cytoskeleton. Lineage: Eukaryota; Metazoa; Chordata; Actinopteri; Lampriformes; Lampridae. The transcript has 32 exons. The record is from RefSeq and is a predicted model, not a curated record. Gene Ontology annotation, molecular function: ATP binding; magnesium ion binding; protein serine/threonine kinase activity. The coding region runs from base 747 to 6893 and encodes 2048 amino acids.
UUCACUUCAGCCCGCGUCGGAAAUGGAAGGACAUCCCCCCAAAUCCAACGUUCACAGCGAGUUAACGUAGAGAGCAGUGUUUCCACUCUGCGUUUCACACUGGGGGGGGGGGGGGAUGCUGCCAUCCCACGGCGUCCACCGGAGGAAGCAAGAAAGACCUGUCACGGGUGAGGCAGCGGUACAGGUAAUCGAAUCGUUAGCACGCCGCUGCUAGCCGCUAGCCACGCCGCGAGCUAAGGUUAAGAAGGACAGCACGGGUGAAGAGAUCGGUACGACGCCAUCGCCGGCAUAUGAAGCGCAAGAUGGAUAACCUGACUGCGAACAGCCAGCGGUAAAUUGCUCUUGCGAUCUCCCGGUUGUAAUUUGUUAGCUUUCUCAAAAGGAGGACGGCACGCCGCUGAGUGAUUGACAGCUUGUCAAAACGGGGUUUCCAGAUGUGUACAAACGAGUCGGCUUUACGGGUUCAGCUCAGACAGCCAGUGUCCCCGUACCGGCUCUCAUUGCGAGGGAAUGGGCGGCUGUGACAAACUUUGUCAAACAGUCUCGGUUCUACAAACGACCGGCGCCGUUGUGAAUCCCGUGUGGCGUCGGCAAUAGGGACGCCAAAUGAAAUCGACUCCCAUCAAGCAAGGACAAGUUAGGCUCCCCGGAUCAAUUAACAGGUGACGGUUAGAAUAAAUCAAGUUUGUCAACCGAGCCCCGCAAAUCGGCUUUCGCUGUCAGGUUCGUCUCUGUCGAGGAAGGCGAUGAAGAGGACGGAAAAUAAAAACAAAAGGAAAUUCAGCAACAUGGACCAGCCGGGGAGCGGGAGCGAGGAGAAAGACGCGAAGGACUUUGCAGCCCCCCCUCCCCUUCUCUUCAGGAAGCUGAGCAAUCCAGAUCUGUCGCCAGCAGCGACCGCCGCGACUAAGACUAAACUGCAUCGGCAGCUGAGCCAGGAUGAGAGCCGUGCCCGACGCAGUAGCAUGGCCAUGACUGGUAAACAGCUAUUGCCUCUGUCCAGUAGUCUGCAUGGUGGUGUGAGCCAACUGGCAUGGCAGGGGGCCUCUGGGGGUCUUGGAACAGCCAUAGCUGCAGGGGGUCCUCCUGGAGGAGAGGUCAACAACAUGGUCCGCAUGAGGAACCAGACGCUUGGACAAUCUGCACCCUCCCUCACCGGACUGAAAGAGCUGAGUCUUCCAAGAAGGGGCAGUUUCUGUCGGACCAGCAACAGGAAGAGUCUCAUUGUGACAUCCAGCACCUCCCCAACCCUGCCCAGACCACACUCUCCUCUGCAUGGACACACAGGAACCAGCCCGCUGGACAGCCCACGAAACUUCUCGCCCAACACGGCUGCACACUUCUCCUUUGUUCCAGCUCGCAGUCAUGGGCACAGAGCUGACAGGACGGAUGGAAGACGCUGGUCUCUGGCCUCUCUACCCUCUUCUGGCUAUGGCACUAACACGCCCAGCUCCACUGUCUCGUCCUCCUGUUCAUCUCAGGAGAAGCUGCACCAGCUGCCCUUCCAGCCCACCCCAGACGAGUUGCACUUCCUCACCAAGCACUUCAGCUCUGAGAGCAUCACGGACGAGGAGGGACGACGCUCCCCGGCCAUGCGGCCCCGCUCGCGCAGCCUCAGCCCUGGGCGUUCUCCAAUUUCCUUUGACCACGAGAUUGUGAUGAUGAACCAUGUGUACAAGGAAAGGUUCCCCAAGGCGACUGCCCAAAUGGAAGAGCGGCUGGCUGACCUGCUGUCCUCCUCGGCCCCGGACAAGGUUUGCCCCCUGGCAGAUGGGGUCCUGAGCUUCAUCCACCAUCAGCUGAUAGAGCUGUCCAGGGACUGCCUGGAGAAAAGCCGAGAGGGGCUCAUUACCUCCCGCUACUUCUACGAGCUCCAGGAAAACCUGGAGAAGCUCCUGCAAGAUGCUCACAAGCGCUCGGAGAGCGUGGAGCUGACCUUCGUCACUCAGCUGGUCAAGAAACUGAUGAUUAUAAUCGCCCGGCCUGCGCGGCUGCUGGAGUGUCUGGAGUUUGACCCUGAGGAAUUCUACCACUUGUUAGAAGCAGCAGAGGGCCAUGCAAAAGAGGGCCAGGGCAUCAAGUCGGACAUCCCCAGAUACAUCAUCAGCCAGCUGGGCCUCACCAGGGACCCCCUGGAAGAAAUGGCCCAGCUGAGCAGCUAUGACAGUGGAAACCCAGACACCCCAGAAACUGAUGACUCAGUAGAUAAUCGAGGCACUACAGUCCCAGCACCACCACCACAGACCAAAACCAAAACACCUCGGGAGGAAGACUUUGAGAAUAUCAAGCUCAUCAGUAAUGGAGCCUAUGGCGCUGUAUUCUUAGUGCGCCACAAGGAGACAAGGCAACGUUUUGCCAUGAAGAAGAUCAACAAGCAGAACCUGAUCCUGAGGAACCAGAUUCAGCAGGCCUUUGUGGAAAGAGACAUUCUGACUUUCGCGGAGAAUCCCUUUGUGGUCUCCAUGUUUUGCUCCUUCGAAACCAGGAGACACCUCUGUAUGGUCAUGGAGUAUGUGGAGGGCGGUGACUGUGCCACGCUGUUGAAGAACAUAGGAGCCCUGCCAGUAGACAUGGCACGCAUGUACUUUGCUGAGACUGUCCUAGCACUGGAAUACCUGCACAACUAUGGCAUCGUACACAGGGAUCUCAAACCUGACAAUCUCCUCAUCACGUCCAUGGGUCAUAUCAAGCUGACAGACUUUGGUCUGUCCAAGAUCGGCCUGAUGAGUUUGACCACUAACCUUUAUGAAGGACAUAUCGAGAAAGAUACAAGAGAGUUUCUGGACAAACAGGUGUGUGGCACUCCUGAGUACAUUGCCCCAGAGGUGAUUCUUCGUCAGGGCUACGGGAAGCCAGUAGACUGGUGGGCUAUGGGCGUCAUUCUUUAUGAGUUCCUGGUGGGCUGCGCUCCAUUCUUUGGCGAUACCCCAGAGGAACUAUUCGGACAGGUCAUCAGUGAUGAGAUUAUCUGGCCAGAGGAGGAUGAAGCUCUGCCCCAGGAAGCCCAGGAUCUCAUCUCCAAACUCCUGAGACAAAACCCACUGGAAAGACUGGGAACAGGGAGUGCAUUUGAAGUGAAACAGCAUGGCUUCUUCACUGAGCUGGACUGGAACAGUCUGCUGAGGCAGAAGGCAGAGUUUAUCCCCCAGCUGGAGUCUGAGGACGAUACCAGCUACUUCGACACCCGUUCAGAUAGGUAUCAUCAUGUGGACUCUGAGGAGGAGGAAGACACCAAUGAUGACGAACAUGUAGAAAUACGACAAUUCUCCUCCUGUUCUCCCCGUUUCAGCAAGGUGUACAGCAGUAUGGAGCGUCUUUCCCUCCAUGAAGAGAAGAGGACCCCCCCACCCACCAAACGCAGUCUCAGUGAGGAGGGAGGAGAGCGAAUCGACAGCCUCAGUGGACUCAAAUCCAGAGACCGCUCCUGGCUGGUGGGAUCUCCAGAGAUCCUGCGUAAACGUCUGUCUGUUUCUGAGUCAUCCCAUACGGAGAGUGACUCCAGCCCCCCAUUGACGGUACGGAGACGCUGCUGUUCAGCUAUCAUCGAGAUGCCGCGCUUCGCCAUCUCCUCUGAGGAGGAAGGGUCAGGUGGCCCACCUCAAGGUCCAGCUGGCAGUCGCAAGAGCCCCAGCUUGCUUGGGCAGAGUGCGGUGAGGGGCCCACGGUGUGAGGAACUGCCACUAUCUAUCCCAGAGCUGCCAGUGGAGAAGGAGCUAAAGCCAGACGAGUCUCCCACCACACCUGGGUCCACCACCAGCCAGCUCAGCAGGGCGACACUCACGCCAGGUAGCUCGGGGGACAUGUGUGACCGAGGUAGCGGUGGUAAUGGCAGUGCUAGUGGAGCUGUUUCAGGUGUGUCCGACAGCAGCUCUCUGUCCACUCCCAAGGCCAUUAGCGACCUAGCGGCACGCAGGGCUCGCCAUAGGCUGCUGUCUGGGGAUGCUGACAAACACACCAGUGCCCCAACGUCUAGGCCCCUGAACAAAGUUAUCAAGUCAGCCUCUGCCACAACCCUUUCUCUCAUGAUACCUGCAGACCACCAUGGAGCCUCUCCGUUGGCCAGCCCAAUGUCGCCUCACUCCUUAUCAUCCAAUCCAUCGUCACGGGACUCAUCUCCAAGUCGCGACUUAUCCCCAGCCGUGUGCAAUGUGAAGCCCGCCAUAGUCAUCCAUAGAGCAGGCAAGAAGUACGGCUUUACCCUGAGGGCUAUCCGUGUCUACAUGGGAGACACAGACAUCUACACAGUACACCACAUGGUCUGGCAUGUAGAAGAGGGAGGUCCAGCGCAUGAGGCAGGGUUGAGAGAGGGAGACCUUAUCACCCAAGUAAAUGGUGAACCAGUUCAUGGACUAGUUCACACUGAAGUGGUUGAGCUCAUACUUAAGAGUGGUGCCAAAGUUUCCAUCUCCGCCACUCCGUUUGAGAACACUUCCAUCAAGGUUGGCCCAGCCCGGAAGACAAGCCACAAGUCCAAGAUGGCCCGGCGCAACAAGAAGACCAAGAGCAAAGAGGGACAGGAGAGUAAGAAGAGGACAUCUCUGUUCAGGAAGAUCACAAAGCAGGCAUCUCUCCUUCACACCAGCCGCAGUCUCUCCUCUCUCAACCGCUCCCUCUCCUCCGGGGAGAGUGGUCCCGGUUCUCCCACACACAACUUGUCUCCACGAAGCCCGACACAGGGCUACCGGUCCACGCCAGAUUCUGCUCACUCUGUUGGCGGGAACUCGUCCCAGAGCAGCUCUCCGAGCUCGAGUGUCCCAAACUCCCCAGCCAGCUCUGGCCACAUCCGGCCCAGUUCACUCCACGGCCUAGCCCCCAAGCUCCAGCGCCAGUACCGCUCACCACGCCGCAAGUCUGCCGGCAACAUCCCCCUCUCCCCUCUAGCCCGCACUCCCUCCCCCACCCCCCAGAGCACCUCGCCCCAGCGAUCACCAUCACCACUCCCGGGCCAUGCACUGGCACAAGCAAGCAUUGGACAGUCGUUCCCGGUGAAGCUCCACUCGUCGCCUCCCCUGGUGAGGCAAAUCUCCAGGCCCAAGAGUGCCGAGCCUCCCCGCUCACCACUCCUCAAGAGGGUGCAAUCGGCUGAGAAGCUGGCUGCCUCCCUCUCCUCCUCCCCCUCCUCCUCUUCUCCAUUGGGGGUCGGGGCAGCAGGGGAGAAGAAGCUGGCGGUGGGGACAGCCGUAGGGUGCCGCAAACACAGUCUGGACAUUUCCCAUUCAGAGUUUAAGAAGGAGAUGCUGCAGAGGGACCCCAGCCUACAGAGCCUCCAGGAGUCUGCCAGCGAGGGCCUGCUAUCCUCAGCAGGGCGUGGUGUGGAGAAGGGCAGCCUGCAGAAGCACACCUCAUCCUCGAGAAAGCUGGGGCGUCAGGAGGGGGACGGCGGCCCCAGCACGGUGCCUGGCUCACUUGGCCUGGCCCCUGGGAAGAGCAAGUUGAAAGACAAGCUGUCUGCAAUCCGGCAGGACAGAGCAGAGCGGAGGGAAUCGCUGCAAAAGCAAGACGCCAUCCAUGAGGUUGAUUCGUCCGAGGAUGAGACAGAUGAGGGAUCAGAAGACAGCCAGGAUGGACGCAGGGGCACCACCUUCACCCCACCUCCCCUUCUUCGGCCUACCACUGUCCGUACAGGCCCGGGGGGCACGCUGCCAUCCCUCUGCCUAUCCCCCUGCCCCUCCCAUACUGUAUUCACUCACAUGGGGUCCACACAGUUAGGCAGGCCCACUCCCUCACAUGCACUGCCCUCUGUCACAGAGGCCAGGCUGAGUGAGCAGAAGCCAGCUGAAAGUGCAUCUUCCCAGGGUGUGAAAGAGGAAAGCUCAUCCUCAUCUACAAAGGACAGUCAUAGACAAGAGGGCAAGGCCCCAGAGCCAACCAGCACCACCAAACCCACCCAGAGCCCCCUCCCCUUCUCCACUCCAGGCAGUGCAUUCAUCUCAGUCAGCAAAGAGCCUUUCCUCAAGCCGUCCCCUCCACAGGAUUGGAGGAGUCUCAAGGGGAAGACCGGCUCAUCAGAACACAGGGCCGAGGCCCGCAACCUGGACAGCCCCAAAACAACCACCCCCUCUACGACUAUCACUACUACGCCUUCUAUUACUCCCACUACUACUCCUACUCCUACUACUACUACUACUACUACUACCACCACUCCUACAACUCCUGGACCCAGCAAUGGCAGAGAGUCAGCCCACACUCCCUGCUCCUCUCCAGGCAUCCCUAAGGAGAAGAAGGAGGCAGACAACCGUAGACAAGCCCAGAGCAUGGCUGCUGCUGCUGCUGCUGCUUCCACUUCCACAAGUGCUAGUCCAUCCUCCAGUCCUGGCGCCGGCACUACUUUAAUCCCUCCAACCCCUGACAGUGGGAUGGACAAAGGGGUGUCCCAGCUCACCACAGUAGCCAAGAGUGUCCUGGGUCCAGUUAAACUCAGCUCCCCUGCAGAUAAGCCCUCCAAGGACCUGAAACCAACCAGGGGGGCCAUGCCUGAGUUCCCGCUUGCCUGCCCCUCUUCUUCCCCCUCCAAACAACCUGGAAGCCCCAAGCUGUCACCUCACCUGUCCGAGCCCUCAACUAGACAGAAAACUGAGCCAGUCACUGCACCCAUCCUGCCUCAGAGGACGGCUAGAUCCUCUAUCCAGAAAGAUUGCACAGGCCUGCUGCAGACCUCUGACAAAGACCCCCCAGAAAGGCUGACGUAUGGGUCUAACAGCAGUGCCAGCAGUGAGAAAGCUUCCUCAUCUGCACCUGCACUGAGAUUGGGGGCAACAAUGGCUCAGCCCACACCCAAAAUUACCCCAACCACCUCAACAGCAUCUGAGCCACAGUGCAAGAAGCCCGAACCCCAGAGAACCACUGCCACCCCCACCUCCUCGCAAGACAAAACAACUGGCAAGAAGACGUAGCAGCAAAAGAAAAGAUAUGGAACAAAUACACAGACCACACCACUAACUGCUGGCUUGAGGUUUUAAAACUCACACAAACUGCAUGUUUAAUAAAUAAAACAACAUAUAGUUAACUCUAUACUAAUCUGAGAGUGUGACACUCCUAAGGAAAAAUAAAGUUGGAAAGAGAGAGAAAGAUUUAUCCGACGUCGAAGGAAAAGACAGAUGUGUUAGUCCUAGUUCCAUUCCGGUUGUUCUGUGCUCUUAAUGUGAGUGUUGUGGCAGCCAUUUUGUUGUCAUCCUGGCUGUAUCUCCUGAUCUUCUUUAGUUCCUACGUUCACACCUUGACUAAUUGUUGUUGUGAAAAGCUGGCACUGUUUCUUUACCGUUCUGCACCAAUGUAUGGGGGUUAGAAAUAAAAAAGUUCAGUGGUCUAUGCACACAUUUCGGGAAAAUUGUCAGACUAGAAACACAAUCUCUCAUUUACAGCCUUUUCUUUCUAUGGUGACUCACUGCUCCUCAACCUGAAGUAAACACGAGACUACAUUUUGUGCUUCUCAUUAAACAGGCCAAGUUGUGCCUUACAAACCUUUUCUCAUCUUUCUUGCCCUCUCCAGUUGUCCCGCCAGCCAUUCCUCUCUCCUACGUGUUUGCCUGCCCAUGACCAGGAAAUUUUGUAUCUCAGCAAUAAAGAACAGCUUAUGCUUAGCAAUCUGCAUAUAAACAUAUUACAGUGGUUUUAAUAGGACUCAAAGCUGCGCUGACGGUGUACACUCAGCACCGAGCCAACCAGGCCAAAUUACAUUCUCCUCUCUCUCCUCCCCCUGCUCGACUCCCUGAUGAUCGAACACUGCAAGUCUGCAGGAGCGUAGAUUUAUUCCCUAAACAAGGAGCAUACAGCCAGCCAAUUGUUGGGGUCGCCAGUGUUGUAUUAGAUUAGCCCUUUUAUGGUUUGUGCUGACUCACCAAAUGACUGCUAAACAUGAACAGAAAAAAGUCUCUAGUUUACUGUAAGGCAUGGUACAUUAAGCCCGACACCAGCCCUAGUAACAGUAAGCAUAGCAUUUCAUAGCUAUGCUCAUCCUCAGCACCCUCAUCACCAUCACUGAAUGUUAGGGCCAGCAUGUCACAACUACUACUUAGCUUAGUCGUAAACAGAGGUGUUAGCUGUUUUUUGGCUGCCUACUUGAUGCUUGCUACUGUUACUGGAGUGAACCUGCCUUGUGUAAGCAGGAUGUGUUUUUAACUGAGCUUAAAGGUGUUUAAGUUUAUCAAAGAUCCAGUGGGGUUUGUCCAGUAGGGUUGCAGUGUCUUCUCAUUACACAUGCUGAUGAAGGCCUGGUUUGGCUGCUCUUUUCCGCUCAAUAUGUGGUCCCACAAAGAAAUGAGAGUAUUUUACAGGGGCACCCUACCGUUCUGAGACCAUGAGACCACCCUCUGUUCCUAAAACUCCCAUCACCCAGACUUGUAAUCAGACAACACACACUAACAGCUAGUGUUUUGUUUACCGGAUAGUCACUGAAGUGUUUCAAGCUGGUAACCAAACUAAGUAGCUUCAAUCUCAAGCUGGCACAGAAGCUCCCAAAAUUUCGAGCGAGCCCAAGUUUUAGAAAUGCUGUGCUGAAGGACCCCUCCAGCUUUUAUUUCUAAUCCCCUACUGUUCUUGAGUCAGCCACUGUAGGCUGCUGUUGUUUUGUUUGAUAUCUGGACCAACUUGCUGUGCUCUUUCUGUGUGUGUGCCUCUUAUCCUGUAAAGUUAGAGGACUUUACUUUGUAUAUGCGUGUGAGCGCGGGAGAAAGCGUCGGUUGUUUUGUGUGGGUGUCUGUGUAUAUAUAAGAAUAUUUAAAGUUUGGUUCCUCAUCUGUUUUGUUUUUUUUACACUGCAGUGUUGUAUACAGUUUGUGUAUGUGUGGGUGUGUACUGGAGGUGCGUGCAUGGGCGCGCAUGCAAUAUGAUGAUGAGUGUGUGUUUUGGGGUAAACCUUUCCAGGACACCCCGCUGCCUGGCUACAUGCCCAUGUGGGUGUAGCUGUAGUGUCUGUUUAAGGAGGGGGGGGCAGGCUUUGCACAACCCUUUCAUCUUUCAUGCGUCCAAUGAAGAUGAAGACUCGUUUAAAAAACAAGCCAAUCAGAUCUCUGGCUUUAAGACAUCUGUGCAGCUGUCCGCCAAUGACUGGUCUGAACGCCGCUAUGGUCCUCCCACAGCUCUGCGUGAGACCCGGGCUCGACUCGCAUCUGUUCAAUCAGUUGCGAGUUGAUCAAGAAGAAACUGCAGUUAGCCUUUACAUUUCCAGUCACCGUGGUUGUUUUUUUCCGUCUUUUGCUAUCCUGUUUCGGUUUCUGGUUCUGUGUUUUGAGGCAUGUGUUUUCGGGAUACAUAACUUCCUUUAUUUCCCCCCUCUCUCCUGUACUUAAUGGGUACUCAUGCGAUAAUGUGUUCCUUCGCGCUACUUCUCGCAUUUUUCUGAUUACCUCCCAGAUUCUUUAGGUUUGAACCAAGCAGCGAUUCUAAAGUUGUUUUUUUGUUUUUUUCGGUUUUGUUUUUUGAUUCACUUUUGUGGAAGAUAAUCCUCGGAAGAAACGGACUGCGUUCUGGGCUGGGAGAGCCCAGGUCUGGCCAUCCGGCCAGUCUCGUUCAUGUAAGCUCCGCUGAUCUCGCGGUGUUCCCGUGAAGCGGGACGUCCUUCUCGCGAGCUCCAGAUGAGCUAAACGGAAACCUCAAGACUGUCGUGAAACGGGAGUCGCUGGCGGAGACGAAGCAGAGCGCUGCUCGAAAAGCAGUCGUUCUGUCCAAUGGAAAGCCAUGUUGGAUCACUAGUGGACAUACAGUGUGUAAACUCAAUGCUAUAAUCACAGCACGCUGACUGCAGCACGUUAUGUUUACGUUUACUUUUUUUCUUUGUUUUGGUUUUUAAUGUGUCGGUUCUUUUUUUUCCACCAAUAGAUCUUGACGCCUGUAGCAAAUCAAUCCUCUCUUUACAGGCUGUGAGACUUAACAACAGCUCCCUCACAUGGUUAGGUCACUGCAGUGAUUUCUGGUCUGGGUUUUUGGUUUGUUUGUUUGUUCGUUUCUUUGUUUGCAUUUCAGCCUUUUGUGAGACGACUUGGUAGUGCACCGUAGAGGACGUUUUGCGGUAGUAGCAAGAGGGGAACGCAAAAGAUAAAGCACAUGCCUCUAAAUCGUCUUCUGUGUGCACACUUACCCACGUCCUCCCCGGGGGCAGAAGUGUGCUGCUACAGGUGUGUCUGUGAAAGAGAUUUGGAUGUGAGAAUUGUUGGAGAGAACGCGACUCCCAUUAUUUUGUCACAGGCUAAACCGGACUGGUUGGGAUUUAUCUGCAGUCUGCCUCCACCAGUCAGUCAGUCAGCAGCCCGGCGAGGACGUCCUUAUCAGCCAAGGGGAUGUCAUGUGGCCGAGGCAGUGCCAUUUAUCUGUUUGGUGAAUUUGAAGAUUUGAACGCAUUGGGAAAAAUCCCUGUUUUUCCAAAGUCUUUAUUGAUACUGCUCCUCCACCUGACCCGAAUACACACGAACACGCAGACGCAUCACACACCGAGCCUUUCACAUAUGGGUUGGUUCAGCACCAAGGGAUAUAUAUGGUGAUGAUGAUGGCCCAUCCUAUUGAUCAGCUCUGAGUAGAAGGUGCUCGUUGACCAGGCCUCCAUCACCAAGACAAAAAGCCCAUCAGCAAGCUAGAAUCCCUACCCUACUUUCUAAGUGAAUGUGCACCGUGGACUCGUGUUCCUGAGUCGGGAUUUGGAGUCUAUAAUAAUAGUCCAUACAGCCUGUGUGUGACCGUACAAAAUGUAGCCCAUCUGGUCUCAGCUGGUCACCCUAUUAGUGCCGCACGAACAGCUGCCUCACACUCUGAUCAAUACUAGUGCCAUUUUACCAACGCCAACUUCACCAUCUCUGCGGACUGAAUGUAUGCACGCACACACACGUACGCACAAACACACUUACUCCUGUGAGUUAAGGUGAUGGUCCAGCCAUCUGCCAGAGAGUUGAGUCAAUUGCUAGUUUCCCUGGUGGAGUCAUUAAACUCCAGCCCUUGGCUGUGGUUGCACAUAUACACGCAAAUGCACAUGCAGUAUAUACAUACAAGCUCACACAUACAGACACCCCACACAUAGGAUCAUGCUAGCUAAUCAAAACAUCAGGCAGUCUCCCAGCAUCUCAAAGACCCUGUCUUGGGAGUAGUAAGACACAGAUCUGGUCUAGCAAUUGCAGUGUGAACCAUUUCCACAUCCUCCACCCUAUUUUCACCUGUUUUGUCUGGAGGGAUUGAGAUUCACAUGCAUGGGAAGCAUACCUGGGCACGUAGUGUAUACCUACCUCUAACUCUGCACAUGAGGUGUAAAUUGCAUCGGCUGGCCUAAUUCCCUCUUGACACGUGGACGGACGAGGUUACGCUUUACCCGGCUCCUGGCCUAGCUACCAUACAGAGAUGGUAGGGUCACCCAUUCUCCCCCGAUUACACCCCGCUUCCUCACACACCAGUACUUCACGUUCAGCCUUGCAGUGUUUGCAGUGUUUUAAGCCUGUAACAGUGCCCACAUUCUGUGUAUAGUGUGUUUCUGUGUGCGCACGCGUGUGUGUGUGUUGGGAGGGGGGGGCAGGCAUUACCUUGUUAACAGCAAAGACCAACUUUUAUUGACUUGUAUUUGCAAGAUGUGUGUUUGUGUCCAGAGUGACAAGUGAGAGAGGGAGGUGAGAUUCAGCCGUGCACAGUAAAAACUUGAGAAAGGGUUUAAAAGGAGAAAAAAAGCAUUGCUUAGGUAAAACCAGUGCAAUAUCUUUUUUUUUAAUUUUUUUUUUUGUGGUAAAAGCAUGUUGUCGGUGAUCUUAUAACAAUAAAGGGUUUUUUCGUAUGUA